This is a messenger RNA of Penicillium bovifimosum, 306 nucleotides long. RefSeq lists its product as uncharacterized. The transcript has a single exon. Lineage: Eukaryota; Fungi; Ascomycota; Eurotiomycetes; Eurotiales; Aspergillaceae. The record is from RefSeq and is a predicted model, not a curated record. The coding region runs from base 1 to 306 and encodes 101 amino acids.
AUGUGCUACAGGGUCAUCGAGCGCUACUCCGUCUGCAAAUGCCUCUACUUCGAACACUCCGUCGACCCUUGCUCCUCAUACGGCCAGCACGGCCAUGAAGUAGAGGAAAAGCUCGUGCUUGUCGGCUACGCCUGUGACAGACACACGUUGUGUUCUGAUCUUUCUCUGUCUGCUGUUCCGUCUGGGGCGAUAACGUCACUGUGGUCUGAUGCAGGGCAUGGGAGGGAUAGUGAGGCUAAAAAGCUUAGGGAGGGUGAAUUCGAGCUGCAGAAAGACUUAGGACUCCUGAAUCCUGAGUAUCGAUAG